GUUCUAACUGGAUCCACCAGAGUAACAAAUAGAAAACAGGGAGGAAACUUGUGAGAACUCUCUGGUGUUGUCUUGUUUCUGUUCUGAACUCCUCAUAAUGAUAUAAUGACUGACAUGAAGGAAGUAUUUGAGAAGCUAGCGCUGGUCAGCCAAUCAGAGCCGCGUGUGGGCGGGUCUGUGUCGUCACUAACCAGGAAGCGGCAGGUGGAAGUUACCGGUGAAGAGAAGCAGAUCGUGUCUGAGGGCGGAAGUGACAGAUCAGCUGAGCUUCAUGUUCCUGUCUGUUUCAGCUUCACUGUCCGGAUCUAACGACGGAGACAAAACUGAACCAUCAGCAGCCUGACACAGACUGUGCUCCUCGUCUGAAGCAGAUUCUCUGUGGGACUGAUCAGUGAACAGCAGAAGACAAACCGAGGACAAACAGUGUUGGAUCAGACGAAGCUUCGUCCUGAAGAAGCAUGGAGCUGUCACUGGCUCACCCGGCCCUCAAAGCCUUCAUGUGCGGCUCCCUCAGCGGGACCUGCUCCACGCUGCUGUUCCAGCCUCUCGACCUGAUCAAGACCCGUCUGCAGACGCUGCAGAGCGGCGUGCAGCCCGGGUCGGGCAGAGUGGGGAUGGUGACGGUGCUUCUGAGCGUGGUGCGGACAGAGAGGCUGCUGGGACUGUGGAAAGGAGUUUCACCGUCCUUUGUUCGGACCAUCCCGGGCGUGGGGAUCUACUUCAGCACCUUCUACUCUCUGAAGCAGCACUUCCUCCAGGACGGCAGCCCGGGGGCCACGCAGGCCAUGCUGCUGGGAGGCGGGGCCCGGGCGGUGGCGGGGGUCUUCAUGCUGCCGGCCACUGUCAUCAAGACACGCUUUGAAUGUGGCAGGUACGGGUACAGCAGUGUGAUGGGGGCUCUGCGCAGCGUGUGUCAGACGGAGGGUCCUGCAUCUCUGUUCUCUGGCCUCAUGGCGACUCUCCUCAGAGACGUUCCCUUCUCUGGUAUCUACGUCAUGUUCUACAGCCAGGCCAAGGCCUCGCUGCCAAGAGAAAUCAGCACGUCUCCGUCGGCCCCCCUUGCGAACUUCAGCUGUGGGAUCCUGGCGGGCGUGUUGGCCUCCCUGAUCACUCAGCCUGCCGACGUGGUCAAAACGCAGGUGCAAGUGAACCCACAGCUGAGGACGGCAGAGGCUGUCAGAUGCAUCUACAUGGAAUAUGGCGUCCAGGGCUUCUUCAGGGGGGCAGUUCCUCGGUCACUGAGGAGGACCAUGAUAGCCGCCAUGGCGUGGACGGUGUAUGAGAAGAUGAUGGCUCAUGUCGGACUGAAGUCCUGAAGGGGAACGUGGAUGAGUGAGGAGAUUCAAGUCAAGUCACUGUAUGAAGACGGUGAAGAGGAAGGAACUGUUUGGAGAUGCUGACUCUUGAGCAAAGACUCGUCAGAAUGAGCGACGUGCACGUUGCAACAGAGCUGUGGAGAUUUAUAUAUGAAGUGUGUCACUGGGUUGUGGCAGAAGUUCAGGAAUCCAACUUCCUGCCUGUGCAAAGUAACUUUGGAGAAACUAAUAAUGACACUGAUUAUAUUUUAAAUCACACAACAAGUUUUUAAUCUCAGUGAACGUUUGGACUCCAUCAUUAAGUUCUGGAGAUGCAGUGGGACAUUCCUGAAUCUGUUGAUUUCAAAAAGACGUCAGUGAUCAGGCUCAGACGUCUGUGAUGCACUUUAACCUCGGCCGUUCUUUCAUGGAACAGUCUAACACCUGGAGAGACUCGUAAAUGCCUUUCUAAUAACACAGUGUAAUUUAUGUUCUUAUAUUUUAAUGUGAAAUUAAAUGUGCUUCUAAUCUGCCUUAAAUUACAACAUGUGUUUUUGCUAGUAAAGUAUUUCAUCUUUAAAACAAACGGGACUCAGUGUGAUGAACGACUCCGAAGCCGUCUGAAGAGAUGAGAUGGAAACAUACUGCUGUCAGAUCGUAAAGGCCAAAGACUCGUUACUGUGGAACAGAGAUAAGCUGCGGGGGGGAGGGGGGGGUGACCAGGCAUAAAAUAGUAAAGGUGGAGUGGAGGAGGGUCAGGCUAAAGUUAGAAAAGAAAGUAUUUCUAGUGUCUAUCUGCUGGAAACAGUUAAUUAUUGAUUGAUGACCAGAAAAUUACAUAAAAUCUGUGUUUACUAAACUUUAUAAAUGAACUAUGACUGUUUUUUUUAUUUACUGUGUCCUGUUCUUUACCCUCCAACUUUCCCAGAAAACGUCAAGUCAGUCCUUCAUGUGACAGAUGCCGUGCUCCUCUUCUCUGACCUUAUUUAUAACGACCUCUAAUGUCCUAACGACCUUCACCCAAACCCAGAGUUCUGCAGCCACAUAGUUUGAGACAGUUCAGUCGUGAAGCUGUAAAGUGUCCUCACGUGUUUACAGGAAGAAAGUAAAGUUUGUUUGUAUCGUACUUUUCACAGAGACGACUCACAAAGUGCUUUAAAGGCCCAACAGGUUAAAAACAGAGUUACACAAUACAAAUAUAAAAACAAACACAAACCACCUGAAAACCUGUUUCAACACUUUAUAUCCUACACAACUUUCUGCACAUGCAGGUUUCAUUGAGAUGAUUUAUCUACUUGUUGUGUAAGUGUGUCAACAUGAGGAUCUGUGCCUGGAACUCUUUAUCUCGAACAAAUAAAGUCGCUCCACAGGUCAUGUUUCACUGA
Hippoglossus stenolepis (Pacific halibut) is the source of this 2680-nucleotide messenger RNA. RefSeq names its product mitochondrial glycine transporter A. Gene Ontology annotation, molecular function: glycine transmembrane transporter activity. Bases 459 to 1316 code for a protein of 285 amino acids. Gene Ontology annotation, biological process: glycine import into mitochondrion. Lineage: Eukaryota; Metazoa; Chordata; Actinopteri; Pleuronectiformes; Pleuronectidae. The transcript is spliced from 9 exons. Gene Ontology annotation, cellular component: mitochondrion; mitochondrial inner membrane. The record is from RefSeq and is a predicted model, not a curated record.